Messenger RNA from Pan troglodytes (chimpanzee), 2326 nucleotides. RefSeq names its product actin epsilon 1 (gene ACTE1). The record is from RefSeq and is a predicted model, not a curated record. Lineage: Eukaryota; Metazoa; Chordata; Mammalia; Primates; Hominidae. The coding region runs from base 531 to 1439 and encodes 302 amino acids. The transcript has 13 exons.
GCCAUUAUUGCGCAUGAUGGUGGCCUGAGCUACCCAGAAGAGGCCACCUGACACCCAGCAUCCCUGCUCAGGAAGGAAGUGAGAACAUCCCCGAGCAAGACCAACAAUUGCUGAAUGAAUACAAACCCCCUUGAGAAUCACGCCGACAGGUGCUAUCUCCUCACCUGGGGAUUGCAAAGGAAGUGAGAACAUCCCCGAGCAAGACCAAAAAUUGCUGAAUAAACACAAACCCCCUUGAGAAUCACGCCAAGAGGUGCUGCCUCUUCACCUGGGGAUUGCAAAGCCUCACCGCCGUGGACAGCGUGCCCCUCAUCUGUGACUACGGCUCUGGCUUCAGCAAGGUGGGAUUUGCAGGAAUGGAAAGCCCAAUGGGCGUGUUCCCCACUGUCCUCGGGAAACUUCGGCACGAUAAUGUAUUGCUGGGGAUGGAAGAGGAAGACUAGUUCAUUGGAGAGGAGGUUCAGAAAAAGCGAGGGAAACUCAACCUGCAAUACCCCAUUUCUUGGGCAACAACAACCAACUGGGACAACAUGGAGAAGAUUUGGCAUCACUCCUUCUACCAGGUGCUCCACAUCGCCCCAGAGCAGCACCCCAUGCUGGUGAUGGAGCCGCCUUUGAACCCAACACCCAGCAAAGAGAAAGUCACACAGGUGCUGUUUGAGACUUUCAACAUACCUGUCCUGUAUUUAGCUAACCAAGGAGUCCUUUCUCUGUAUGCCUCUGGCCAGACCUCCGGCAUGACUGUUGAAUCUGGAGAAGGAAUGACACACUUCGUGCCCAUCGCUGAUGGCUGUCCUUUGCAUCAGUCAACCUUCCAGGUGGACAUAGUGGGCCAGGACCUAACCUCGUACCUCCUGCAACUGUUGAAAGACAAUGUGCAAUUAUUGGUGGGCACAGGGGAUCGAGAGUACAUCCAGGACAUGAAGGAGAAAUGCUGCUAUGUGGCUUUGGACUUUGACAAGGAAAAGAUGAAAACCGAUUCACCUUCCCACCAACAGAAAUAUCAGCUGCCUGACGGCCAAGAGAUCACCGUUGGGCAGGAGAGUUCUUCUGCCCCGAGGGGAUGGCCUGGUCACGUGCACCACCAAUGUGAAGUAGAGAAGAAAUUGAGGUUCUUCACCCACUGUGGGGAAGUUCUCCCCGGGGUCUGGCUGGGUCCCAGUGAACAGGAGCACCACCCCAGAACGGUGAAACUAGCAGGGCCUUCCUGCCGGGCCUCUCUUAAAUGCCCCUUGGGGUUAGCCUUUUGUCCUGAGUCCAAGGUUAUUCGGCAAUUUUUCCUCACAGGCAAGAGGCACGGAAGGCACCACGCAGCCUUCCCAGGGGCUCACAAUUUUGAACAGAAAAUAUUAGGUUGGUGCAAAAGUAAUCGAUUACAUUUGCACCAACCUAGUAAUACAAGGCACACAUCUCUUCAGGGCAGUUCUCAUUAUAUUUGAGUUUAUUCAUGUGGCCAAAUGAUGAGCCAAGAAAGGAGGGAUCAGUGUCAUUUCUCAAAGGCUGCCGGAAGGAGGAUGCUGCCUCGACAGGAAUCUUUUUAUAUAAUUGAUACCAAGGCAUUACAUGUUAAGAACUGUCAAUAACAGUUGAAUAUAAAUUCUCCUGGAGGAGAGUGGAGAAUUCCUAUUUAUUUCCUCAACCAGGAGCAGCUGAGUCCUGUCAUCUGACCGGGUGGCUCCCUGCAUUCCCUGAUGGGAGCCCAGCUAAGCUAAGGGAAAAACACCCCUGGCAUCCACACGAUGGCCAUCCAGAGCAUCACUUCCUGCAACCCCGACCUCCAGAAGGUUCUCUUUGGCCACAUGCUACUGUCCGGAGGGACGGGCUCCUGCCCCGGCUUGCGAUUCCGGAUGCAGAGAGAAAUAUCUGAGCUGGUGUCCCCUACAGUUUAUGUGAAGCUACAGGCCGGGCAUGGUGGCUCACACCUGUAAUCUCAGCACUUUGGGAGGCCGAGGCAGGAGGAUUGCUUGAGGCCAUGAAUUUGAGGCCAGCGUGGGCAAUGUAGCAAGACCUCAUCUCUACAAAAAAAAUUAAAAUAUUAGCCAGGUGGCCACCUGUCCGUAUUCUGUCUAUGGAGCUUGGGUAGGUGGCUCCACCUUGUGCUCACUCUCCACGUUCAAGGAUAUGUGGGUCACCAGCAAGGAGUACAAGGAGAUGGGCUCUUCCAUCAUCAGUAGAAAAAGCUUCUGAUGUGUGGCUUUCAGGACCAUGUUGCCUGUGCCUUCGACACCAACUGCAGGAUGAGCCUUGUUGUGGCUGAAUUGAACAGAGCUCAGAACCAGCUCAAGGGCAAAGGCACUUCCUCCCCCAGACUUCAAUAAAGAAGAUC